Messenger RNA from Vigna unguiculata (cowpea), 1289 nucleotides. RefSeq lists its product as uncharacterized. The record is from RefSeq and is a predicted model, not a curated record. Lineage: Eukaryota; Viridiplantae; Streptophyta; Magnoliopsida; Fabales; Fabaceae.
UCCACCCUGUUUUUGUUUAUGGAAUUAGCAUCUGUUGUGUUUCGAUGGUCACAAUUUUGUUCAAGAUAUUUUCUUAAAAAAAGAAAAAGUUGUGACCUUGAGGGAAUGAAAAUAAGGAAAAAAAAAUGAGAAAAAGACAGAGAUAGUGAUGAAGCACAGUACGUGGCAACCUGUUCUCGUUCUUCUCUUCCAUUCCCAAUGAAAAUUGACGUCGUUAAUUUGCGACAAUUCUUUGUCUGAAAUUGGUAAGAAAAAGGUGUAAUCAAUCAGAAGAGAAGAGAAGAGAAAGAUGGAGCUGUGGAACAGAGCCAGAAGCUUUGCGGAAGAAGCAGCGAAACGUUCGAAUGAUCUGUCCUUGGGAGCUUCCAAAUUGAGCGACAUCAUUACAGAAACCACCAAAGAGAUAGCGGCACAAGCUUCAAAGCACUUGCCGCAACCUUCGCUCACAACCGACGUCGAUCUCCAGCGUUUUGGCAUCACCGAAGAGUUGAGAGAGUUCGUCAGAGGGAUCACCAUCGCUACCUUUGAAGAUUUCCCCCUUCAAGAUGAUACGGAAUUUUCUGAUGUUCCUGCGGUUUCAAAUGUCAGGCAGGAUCUAACUGAUUGGCAGGAAAAACAUGCCAGUCUUGUUCUUUCUACCGUCAAGGAGAUUUCUCGAUUGAGGUAUGAUCUGUGUCCACGAGUCAUGAAAGAGAGGAAGUUUUGGAGAAUAUAUUUUUUACUUGUGAAUAAUCAUACUGCACCCUAUGAGAAUAAGUACAUGGAAGAUGAAAAACUAAAAUCUUCUGAACAAGGAAACGAUCGCAUAGUCACGAUGAAACCAUUAAAUGCUGAAUUGAUCUGUAAUCAAGAGGCGCAGGAAAUGCAAAAAAAGGACAAAUUAUCAAAUUCAUCAACUGAGCAAGACUUGGAUGUAUUUCUUCUGGGGGAAGGAAACAGCGAUGACGACGAGCCCGAUGAUGACAAUGGAAGAUACAAUGAUGAUUUGGACAAACUGAUGGAUAAUUCGUUGGCGACACUUAUGAAUGUACAGGAUGAUGAGAAAGGGAAAUGACAGAUGUUGGAUGAAAUUAUUGGCUGAUAAGUUCUGUGAUGCUUACGUUUAUUGUUUCAACCUUUAUUCAAGUGUUAAUAGUAGUUUAGUUUCCCCUGAAUGUUAGGUUUGUGAUAAUAAAACUUAUGAUUAUACAGCUUUGUUGUUAUUUAAACGUUUUUUUCUCUUUGCGUGUAAAAGUACUCAUUAAAUGUUCUGAAAGGAAAACGAAAAAAUCAUACUUAUAUUAAUUGUA